Molecule: messenger RNA, 1131 nt
Organism: Pocillopora verrucosa
Lineage: Eukaryota; Metazoa; Cnidaria; Anthozoa; Scleractinia; Pocilloporidae
Source: RefSeq, a predicted model, not a curated record
ACAUAUGGCAGACUAAUAUAUAUUGGGCUCAGUCAUCCAAAGAGAUGAGCACGGAAGACCCUGUACACAGCAGUAAUGCCUGGAUUGUCUUAUUUAUCGCCGAGUCUAUCGUGAUCGUGAUAAGCAACGCCCUCACUCUUUUGGCAUUUGCUAAAAUCCACCAUCUACGCAAGCGCAGUACGUACCUAAUAAUAAACUUAGCUGUGGCAGAUUUGUUGGUGGGCGCCCUGACGGUGCCUAUUUCAGUACUGUAUUUUCAUAAAGAUGAAGACCGAGUCGUCUACUUAGGAGUCCUUAAAACAACAAUUAUAUUCAUCUUCCCGCUAGCCUCGCAAGUGAAUCUUUGUUUGAUUUCCAUGGAGCGCCUACAUGCAACCCUUUUCCCAUUCAGACAUUGCUUGAUUGGAAAAUGGUUUUACUAUAGAGGUAUCAUGGGCAGUUGGUUGAUUAACUUCUUCUUGACAGCUAUUAUGGCUUGGUUGGACAUCGCAGACAUUCAUCCAGAGUUCUUGUACGUUCACGGCACAUUGAUUGCGCUUUUUGUGGUUUUUAUCGCGGUUUCUCACAUAGCAGUUGUCAUAAAGGUUCAAAGCAGCCGUCACUCUCCACCAUGUGGCUCAUUACUCAAAGAACGGAAGCUUACAGUUACACUUUUCAUAGCCACUGGAGUUUCUGUACUGACUAUUCUGCCUUUCGCCAUCAAUUCUGCCCUGCCAGUCGAAACACCAGAUAGAUUGACCAGCAUUUCGAUCCACAUUGACUUGGCAUUGGCGGCACUUUAUCAUUUGAAUUCAAUUGUUAAUCCUUUCGUGUAUGCAAUACGAUUGCAGGAGUUUAGAGAUGAAAUCAGGAAGCUUAUCACUAGAUGAAUCAAAGCGGGUGGUAAACCGAAGAAACCGUUUAAGUGGCAAGGCAUAGAGAUCAUAAAGGAUCGAAAUGCAGAGGUGGAGCAGGUGACUUGCGUUAAGGAUUAUGAUAGGUGGCCUCGGAUGAAUAAACAAGUUUGCUCUGUCACGAAGAUUUCACUGAAUUAGUUGUAAUCAUUAUACCUCCAAAAAGGUUGUAACAUUAUUAUGGUCCUUGUAAGGCUGCCGGUUCAUUGUGGUUUCGACCUAUUAUAACUUCGUAUCC